Molecule: messenger RNA, 1236 nt
Organism: Dendroctonus ponderosae (mountain pine beetle)
Lineage: Eukaryota; Metazoa; Arthropoda; Insecta; Coleoptera; Curculionidae
Product: zinc finger protein 277
Exons: 6
Coding region: 58-1167 (369 amino acids)
Source: RefSeq, a predicted model, not a curated record
GACAAUUGCAAUAUCGUUUUUAUCAAUCAUCAGCAAUUAGGGAGUGGUGAAGUGGUAAUGUUUGGCCCUCUGACCUUCCCUCAGGCCCAGGGCCAAAACACUGAAACCAAAUGUUUCUUAUGCGAGGACAGUUUCAAUUUAAGACUGCGCCUGGAUAUUUUCGUUCUCCACACCUUCGAUGUGCACCAGUGUGUUAUUGAUGAUGUGCAAAAUAUAAAAAAUCUGCCCCAAUACGUUCUCUAUUGGCGAAACCGAUUUAAAGAGCGCCCUAUUGAGCAAAUCAUUCCGACGGUGCGAAAUGAGGGUGCUCAACAGCACUAUUUCUUCCUCAGUACGCUGCUCAAGGAAGACAAACUGCUCAGACACCGACUUACAUUGGACUACGUCCUCAAAGUACAAGAGUUUGAAAGAACAAACUUGAACUAUAAAAGGAGCUGUUUGUUCUGCAAGUAUCAGCAUGAAGGUUCCAGGCAGGAGUACCUGGAACAUAUCUUCAAAGAGCACAAUUUACAUCUGGGGAAUCACUACAACUUAGUGUUUAUUGAUGAACUAAUUGAACAUGUGGACUCCCAAUUGCAAGCUUUACGAUGUCUGUUUUGCAAGGGCGUGUUUCCGGAGCGGGCAGUGCUCAAGGAGCACAUGCGGAAGAAAAUGCACAAGCAAAUCAGCCCUGAGGAUGUGGAAUAUGAUAAGUUCUACAUAAUAAACUAUUUGGAAGUUGAUAAGAGCUGGAGAGUCCUGCAGCAUGAAACCGACAAUUACGCUUUGGAGGUCGACUAUGAGGAGAACUGCGAUCAGGAGUAUUCGGAUUGGACCGAAGCUUCUGGCCAGAUCACCUGCCUUUAUUGCGCGCACUGUGAAACUGAUAUGGGCGCCAUUUUCGACCACAUAAAAACGCAACAUAACUUUGAUUUUGCUCGAGCCACCAAAGAGUUGGACUUUUAUCAGAAAAUCAAGCUGAUCAACUACACCAGGCGAAUGAUUUAUAGGAAGACGUGCCCGUAUUGUACGGAAGAGUUGGGCGAUUCUGCAAAGCUCCAAGCACACUUAGCACAGGAGGGCCAUUGUAAAGUGCCCUCAGACCAGGUUUUCGAUCAAGCAGAAUAUUACUUUUCCACCUAUGAAAACGACACGUUUUUGUAUCUAAUCGAUGAUAUUGACGAUUGAAAGCUGGCACUAAUAUCUGUUUUACCUGAAGCGUUAUAGGAAUAUAAAGCGGCUUAGUCGCAAACGCAA